Molecule: messenger RNA, 3095 nt
Organism: Cynoglossus semilaevis (tongue sole)
Lineage: Eukaryota; Metazoa; Chordata; Actinopteri; Pleuronectiformes; Cynoglossidae
Gene: rmi1
Product: RMI1, RecQ mediated genome instability 1, homolog (S. cerevisiae)
Exons: 9
Coding region: 262-2190 (642 amino acids)
Biological process (GO): resolution of meiotic recombination intermediates; double-strand break repair via homologous recombination
Cellular component (GO): nuclear body; RecQ family helicase-topoisomerase III complex
Molecular function (GO): nucleotide binding
Source: RefSeq, a predicted model, not a curated record
AAAUUUGAGGUUUUCCGGCCCUUCCAGUUCAGGAGAUGUGAUCCUUAAGAAAUUUUUAAUUUACACAAAACCUCAUGCAAGUGUUAUACCUAGUACUCCAGAUUCAAUGAUAUAUGCGUGCACCUUGUUGGAAUAGUUACCUGUGUUAGUUUAACUCUGGCGCCUUGACUGAUUCCCUUCUUCACUGCAGAGAGGCUGCUUCCGUGUUUGGCGGGUAACGUUUAUCACAACGCUCAAAAUAUAUACAUUGGGAGAAAGGAAAUGCCCCCUCACACUCAGGCAGUGACCAGUGCUACCCAAGCCUGGCUACAGUCCUCCUGGAAUAUCCAGGUUCCGUUUGCCUGGCUUGAAGCCUGUGUGGAAUGGGCACAAGAAGAGGCAGGAGGUGCAGGCUGUCUGUCACAGCAGCAAAUAAACCAGCAGGUCCUGGACCAGUGGUUGUUGACAGAUCUAAGAGACCUGGACUAUCCUGUUCUCCCAAGAAAUCUUUCUGAGGCACAAAAGACUGAACUCAAUGGCACCUUCUGUGUUCAGGUUGACAUGAUGCUGGACGUCAGUCAGCCCGCGUAUGGUCAGCUGCAGCAGUGGAAGGGCAGAGACUGCAGCAACAAUGAGGUUUCUGCAGUCACACAGACCAUGCAGAGGCCUUGGGAAGCCAAACCCACACGGAUGUUAUUGUUACAGAUAACAGAUGGAAUCCAAAACCUUGAAGCCGUGGAAUAUCAGCCCAUCCCUUCACUCAGUGUUGAUCUCAGACCCGGUGCUAAAGUGCAGCUUCAGGGGAAGAUAAUCUGCAGACUUGGGAUGUUGCUGUUGGGGCCGUCACAUGUCAAAGUCCUGGGUGGUGAAGUGGAGGAUUUGGUGGAAAGGAAUAAGCCGGGCCGUGUGUUGUGUCGGACACUGGGUCUCCCAGAAGAGGACCAACAACAACAGCAGCAGCAGCCAGAGCAGUGUGACAGAGAGGCUCCACCAACACCACAACAGGUUAACCGUGAAGUGUACGACCUGGACCUUGACGAUGCUGAGUUGUUGGCCAGUCUGGAUGCACAAGAGGACGUAGAAAGUGUUCAGAUGGAGUCUGUUCAAGACAGUGGCUACAGAACACAUAGUGACAUCUUCACACAAUCUUCAAGAGGUUCCGCUGUCAGGAGUGUUUUGUCUGCAGCUUCAUCCAGGAGUGAAGUUUUCUUCCAUACUAACAGAACUGGUUUGAUCCAGAACAGCAGAGGUGGAUCACUCAUGGAGGACCCUGACCAUACAUCUUCUGACCAGGAGAAUCAAAUAGUAGAAGACUUCCCUGAUGAAGACUUUGAUGAGCUCCUGUUGGAGGAGCUGAACGGUGCAACUGUUCGGCAAACUCCAACUGUGGCAGCACAGUCGCUCUGUCACGGAAACGCACCACAAAAUAACAACAGAACCAGUUUAGGUUUAAACAUUACCUCCGCAGGUCAAACAGCACGGUUCCAACAGCACACAUUACGUGGUUCUGGGUCACGUUUUUUAGCAGCUCAAGAGCUGUCAUCUGAACAACAAUUUGAUGGGAAUAUUGAGAUGGAUUUUAUGGAUGAGGACAUGGAGUGUUUUUUUAAUGAGGAAGAAUCCACCACAGCGACAGGAGGGCAAAAUCGGUUCCCUGUAAAACAAGGACUUAGUAAAGACCCAGUAAACACCAGGGCAUCAGGGUUCAGUUGUUCACACAGCAGUGAUUCAAUAGAAACUGUGAGGCGUCCACACAGUGACAGCAGAGACCUUCUCCCUACUCUCACCUCUCCACCAUUUACUUACUUGUGCCAGAACACUGGGCCAAAUCAUAAUACCACUGAAAUACGAGUCAAAGCUUUCAUUGUGACUCUUUUGGGGAAACUGAGCAGCAGCAACAAUAGGUGGAGUAUCUGCGCCACAGUGUCAGAUGGAACAGGUUACUUGGAUGUGGAACUUUCUGAUGCAGUUCUGACAGGCCUGCUGGGCUUCUCUGUUGCUGAGAAGGUAGCUCAGAGACGAGACCCGGCCCGGAGGAGUGAGCUUCAAGCUGGGAUGUGCAGAUGUCAGGAGGAGCUGGUGGAUAUGUGUUGUGUUAUGACAAUUAAGAUUCAAUCACAUGAGUCAAAGCCUGUUGUUACAAAGGCAGAGCAGGUCAGUAAGAAGGUUCUCCAAGAGCUGGAGAUCAGGGGAAGAGACAGAAGAAGAUAAACAGAAGCAGCAGAAGCCUACAUUUUUGUACAGUGCCCCAUUUUGGAGAUAGUACUGUUGUUGAGCCCCUCCGUGUAGACAGAUUCACAGCGAUUGCUUCAAAACUUUUUAAAUUCUUUUUAUAACAUGGCAUUGUUUGCCUUGCGGUGAACGUCCUUAUAUUAGCUCUGUGUCCUCUCAAUUUUGCAUGAUUUAAGUGUGUAAAAUCUGGUAGGAUCCUGCGGGUGGUGAGUCCACUGGAUGGUUCAUUAGAAGACUCCCUUCAUGAAAAUGCUGUUGAGAUCCAUUUUAGGGUUUUGUAAGGCAGAAUGUGUGAAGUGAAUGUCUGCAGAUCACCCAGCAGUGUGCAGCACUGCAUCCCAUCUGCUAUAUGUGAAUGUGACAUUCUACCGUUUGUCAUGAAGAUUCCAUUCAUCUAUUCACAAUUCUGUUUCCUGCUUGAAUGCAUUGUCAGUACAAAUGGAACAUUUGAUCUAUAGACUGUAAUUGGUGAUAGGUUAUUCAUAUUGUUCUGUUCCAACACGCACAGCUGAGAGCAUUCAGAUUGUAUGUAACAUUUAAAUCUGUGCAUAGAAAGGGUAUUUUAGAUGAGUGACAGUUGUAAAGGAUAAGAAGAAUUUGUAUUCAGAAUUUUGCAAUGAUUUCCCAGUCUGUGGAUUCAUUCAGUACAUCCAUUGCAUCUUGCUUAGAAAUGAUUAAAUAUCCAAUGGCAGUGUGGGCCUUUAAUGAGCUCCUCCAGAUGCAAAUGAAAGAAAAGAGAGACAAAGGGGAGGCCAUGAUAUUAGAUUAUUUCUGUUGAUUACUGACCCUCGGUUAGAUUUGUCUUCCGUGAAUGUGUCCUCCAGACACGUUGUUGUGCCUGUAUUUUUCUUAUACUGAAAUAAACUCUGAAGGUUUUAUUAUAA